AGAGGCUUGGGCAAUGUCUUUCGCCUAACGUGGACAAUGCAGAACCAACCCAACCCAGUUUGAAAUAAAUACCGACAGCAGAACACAGAUCCUGCACACAACAAAAGAGACACUACGAAAUGAAGACUUGCAGGGAUUCCUUCACACUGUUUAUGCUGUUUUCCCUGAUUUUCCCAACCAAGACUUCAUCACUGAACCAGUUUUCAGGAUGUGGUCCAGGUGUUACAGCUCUCAAGCGCAGCAUAAAGAAACUGGAAAACAAACUCCUGAUCGGAGCUUGGCAGGUGGAACACUUGCAGAGGCACAAAUUCUUCCGUCCGAUUCCCCCUGCUCAGUCUUUGGCGGACUCCAACAAUGGCAGCUCGACGUUAGAAAGCUCCAACGCGACCCUGAUGAAGCCUCUCCCACCAGCAGGAAGCCUGAUGGUCCAUGACAGAGAUUGUUCUGAGCUGUUUGACAGAAUGAGACCACGCAGCGGGUUUUACCGCAUCAGGCCCAAAAUCGACCAGGAGCCAGUUUUGGUCUACUGCGACAUGGACGAUGGAGGAGGAUGGACGGUUUUCCAGAAACGGCGACAUGGAAAAGUUGACUUUGACAGAGACUGGGUGGAUUACCGAGAUGGCUUUGGCGACUACAAACUGUGGAAUGACGAGUUCUGGUUGGGAAAUGAGCACAUCUAUUCUCUGCUCUCAGAAGGUAAGAAUCUGGUGAAGAUAGACUUAAUGGACUGGGCGGGACAGAGAAGUCAUGCAUAUUAUGAGAACUUCCGGAUCACAAGUGAAGCUGAUCGUUACCGCCUCAAGUACGGGCUGUACAGUGGGAAAGCCGGAGAUGCUCUGGCAGGCGGAGGAGGCAUGGUGGAGCAGUGGUCCGCGGGCCUCAGUGGCAUGCAGUUCAGCACUAGGGAUCAGGACAAUGACCGCUACAUUCAAGGCAGCUGUGCCCAAGAGAACAAUGCAGGUUGGUGGUACAACAGAUGCCACGUUGCCAACUUGAAUGGGAAGUUCUACCGCAGAGGGGAGUACAAGGGUCAGUAUGACAAUGGCGUGGUGUGGAGCACAUGGAGGGGCCUUUGGUACUCCCUCAGACACACCACCAUGAAGGUGCGCCCUCUGCUUUUCUUGGACGCCAUGGGCAGCGGCGGAGGGGAAGGUUAAAUACACCAGCCACCUCAUGUCAUUAACAUUCAAGACUUACUACUGUUUUAUUACUCUUUGACAGUAAAAUAUCAGAGGACAUUAUCUUCUUUUAUCAUGACAAAUAAGCAAUCAUUACAAAGAAUGUAUGUAAUGUAACUCAUAAUAAAAACAAAUUGCA
Molecule: messenger RNA, 1317 nt
Organism: Phycodurus eques (leafy seadragon)
Lineage: Eukaryota; Metazoa; Chordata; Actinopteri; Syngnathiformes; Syngnathidae
Gene: fgl1b
Product: fibrinogen like 1B
Exons: 9
Coding region: 120-1157 (345 amino acids)
Source: RefSeq, a predicted model, not a curated record